Messenger RNA from Platichthys flesus (European flounder), 3466 nucleotides. Its product is annotated as calpain-1 catalytic subunit-like. Lineage: Eukaryota; Metazoa; Chordata; Actinopteri; Pleuronectiformes; Pleuronectidae. The record is from RefSeq and is a predicted model, not a curated record. Gene Ontology annotation, cellular component: cytoplasm. Bases 15 to 2093 code for a protein of 692 amino acids. Gene Ontology annotation, biological process: proteolysis. The transcript has 21 exons. Gene Ontology annotation, molecular function: calcium-dependent cysteine-type endopeptidase activity.
CCUCUGGUGUUUGUAUGAACAUCAUCAAUGCCCGGCAUCAGAAAAGUGGCCGUGGGACCAUCACAAACCCCAUUAGCUUCCUCAACCAAGACUACGAGCAGAUGAAACAGUACUGCCUCAGCCGACGAGUAAGGUACAUUGAUGAGAUGUUCCCCCCUGACAGUAACACCAUCGGCGAAGGGGUACUGACACCUUCUGACCUGGAACGUGUGGUGUGGCUGAGACCAGGGAAUAUAGUUUCCAAUCCAUCUUUUAUUGUCGAUGGAGUCUCCAGAUUUGACUUUGGUCAAGGCCUGAUUGGAAACUGCUGGUUCCUUGCAUCUAUCGGAGCUCUGACAUUCCAGGAUUCAAUAUUAAAGCAAGUUGUUCCUCUUGAACAAAGUUUUAAUGAGGACUACUGCGGGCUGUUCCACUUCAGGUUUUGGAGGUUUGGGAAAUGGAUGGAUGUUAUCAUUGAUGACAAGCUACCAACAGUUGAUGGCAGAUUAAUCUUCGUCCAAUCCAAAACUCCAACUGAGUUCUGGCCUGCUUUGCUGGAGAAAGCCUAUGCCAAGGUGUGUGGUUCAUACGCAGACAUGAAUGCUGGAACUCCUGCUGAGGCUUUGGUGGACUUCACUGGUGGUGUCCACAUGUGCAUCAACCUCACAGAACCUCCUCCGGACCUGUGGGAGCUGAUGAUGAGAGCUGGACAAAAGAAUUCCCUGAUGGGCUGUGGGACUCCUCAGGGGAAGACAUCUGCCAACAAUGUGCUGCCAAAUGGAUUGGUCCAAGGCCAUGCCUAUACUGUCACUGGUGUGAAACAGUUUAUGAGCCAAGGGAGACUCGUUAACCUGGUGCGUUUGUGGAACCCCUGGGGCCAAACAGAGUGGAACGGACAGUGGAGCGAUAAUUCGCAUUUGUGGCAAACUGUGAGUCUUCAGGAUCGUGAAAUGUGCCUUUCAGUGAAAGAUGAUGGAGAGUUUUGGAUGACACUGGAAGACUUCUGUGAGUUCUACAAUGAUCUUGACAUCUGCUGCCUGUGUCCAGACUUCCUUGAUGGAAGCUCCUCGUGCCAUUGGAAGUCGUCAUUCUAUGAGGGCAGAUGGGUUGCAGGAACCACGGCUGGAGGAUGCAUGCAGAACUUUGAAAAAUUCUCAACUAAUCCACAGUAUCGGAUCAAGGUCGGCAAAUUAUUCAGUGAGUGUUCAGAGAACCAGGGGGAAAAAAACUUUCUGAUGUCUCUCAUGCAAAUGCCCGACAAAAGGAACAGACGCCUGGUCGAAAAUCUCCACAUUGGACUCAACGUAUUUGAGGUGACUGAAGAAUACCAGGCACACAAAGGGAGGUUCCCAGCCUCUUUCUUCGGCAGAAACCAAGUUGUGGCCAAAACUAAAACCUACUUGAACGCACGUGAGGUGACGGAGUUCGUCAUGUUGAAGCCUGGUGAAUACCUGAUUGUGCCGUCCACCUACUAUCCCAAUGAGACGGCCUCCUUCAUCCUGACCAUCCUGUCCAAGGCUGAGACCGAAGUGCAUGAGGGUUCUGGAGGCCAUGACCAUGAACACAACAAAACAGAAGAGAAAACACCAGACCAAAAUGGAGUGGAUGACCAAAAUAAGAGACAAUUUUUCCGUCAAUACUCUGACAAGUAUGAAGAAGUGGAUGCUGACAUGCUCCAGACGAUUCUAAAUGACCGAAUCUUGAAAGGAGAUUUGAAAUCUGGAGGCUUCAGCAUCGAUGCCUGUCGCAGCAUGAUUUCUCUGAUGGACACGUCUAUCACGGGCAAACUGAAUGGCGAGGAAUUUCUCCGUCUGUGGAAGAAGGUCAUCCUGUACAAGGACAUUUUCACCCAAAAAGACGUUUCACUUACAGGAACACUGUCUCUGAAUGAGCUCAGGAAUGCUGUCAUGGCCUCAGGAAAGCGUGUCAGCGAUGACAUGCUGAAUUUGAUGGCUCUGCGCUACGGUGCCUCCUCUGGACACAUGACACUGGAGAGUUUCAUCAGCCUCAUCCUUCGCUUCGAAUGCAUGUCCCAAAUCUUCAAGCAGCUGUCUGAUGGAUCGGCCAUGACUCUUCGUGAAUCAGAGUGGAUGUACCUUUCCAUGUACACUUAAACUGACAGAGAAGAUGAGCUGCAGGACUCAUUUGGAACAACUGCAGCAGACAAUGUGCAAAUAGAAUAAAAGAACAAACAAAGUAGUUUCUUUUUCAAUUAAGCUGUUCUUUAUUUUUUGAACUACAGUGCCUUUCUUUCACUCCAUUGCAAUUCGAGUGGGAGAACAAAUGGGAUACACACAUAGUAAUGCUAUCAGAUACUCUGAAUUUUAUUAUUUUUACAAAUGCUACACUGAAAACUGGCAAAUAAAAGGUCUAAUCAUACACUGCGUGCAUCAUGGCUACACCCCUAGUCAAUGUACUAAUGUACAAUGUGCAUGUAUCACUGGUACCCAUGAAGCCAUAUCACUUCUCUAAUCUUCCACCUUUGUCUCUAUAUGAUUACUAUGUUGUUAACAGUGAAUGUUUACAUGGACAGCAAAGUUUCAAUAUUAAUCUGAUCAAGACAAUAGAAUAAGGCAUGUCAUAUAAAGAUAAAUUAUUGAUUACUUAACCUGAAUAAGUUCCUACUCAGAAUAAGCAAUAUUAAAAUCAAGAAAUGUGGAGAAUUCCAAGCUAAAUCAGGUCUUAAUAACAUUAUAAGGUCCUGUUGGAGUUUUCAGUGUAUUUCCUGACAUCGGCAUACGGCAGUAACCAACUGCUUGAUGACAUUUUUGCAUGGGUGUAAACAAGAUGCUAUUUCAAGUUUGGGUUUUAAAAGUGUUGGAUUGACAUUGGACAUAAUGGUUUAGUGGACAUAGUAAUGAGUCCUAACCAGACUGUUCUGUGAAAUGUAAACAGGAAUAGAAUUCUAUGAGCAACUCAUGUAAACAUUAUAUCAAAAUGAUUAAGGCACCUGACUCCCCCAACAUCUGCUCCCCGAGCGCCGUACAUGGUCGCUCACUGCUCUGUGUGUCCUGCACCAGAUGGGUUAAAGGCAGAGAUUACAUUUCCCUACCUGCAUGAGUGUGCCUUUGCAUGUCUGUGCAUGUGUUUGGGACUAAUACAGUAAAUGCAUCUUAAUCUUAAUCACCUUAUGUCUUAUUCUGUAUGAAGGUCAACAGGCGGAAUAUUGGUGUCCAUGUAAACAGUGUAAUUUCAUGAAUACGAUUCAGUAAUAUGUGUCCGACGCAGGGGGAAUUAGCCAAUGUUAUCAUGCUAGCGUGCUUAAAUAAGAUUGUGAGUAUGGUAAAUGUUAUACCUGCUAAUUAUCAGCUUCUUAGCAAUAAUGUUAGCAUACAGUAGUUAACACGUACUGUACAAUGCUACUGUGACUGUCAUGUCUUGUGAAAUCUUACAACUAGUCUCUUGGAUUGAAUAUAAUUAGAAUUGUUUUAUAUUUGGGGUAAUGCUCUUUCAGUUUUCAGAGGUAGUUCUUUCUUCCAAUAUUAUU